This is a messenger RNA of Lethenteron reissneri (Far Eastern brook lamprey), 2615 nucleotides long. Its product is annotated as nuclear mitotic apparatus protein 1-like. The record is from RefSeq and is a predicted model, not a curated record. Lineage: Eukaryota; Metazoa; Chordata; Hyperoartia; Petromyzontiformes; Petromyzontidae.
UCAGGGGCUUCGGGAGCGGGAGCGGGAGCGGGAGCGUCGGCGAGAGCGACGAAGCCGCGGACGAUGCCGAGGACGAGGGCCGCCCGGUGAGGCCGCGGCGGAGCCUCGGGGACAAGAAGCUGCUGAGGAUCUCGGAGCUGGAAGAGACGGUGGACAGGCUUAAGAAAUCGGUGAUGUCACUGGAAGGGGCGAACGUGAAGGUGCAGCUCCAGCGCGGUGACGGGGGGCAGCAGCAUUCCACGUCUGAGAAUCAUGCGGACGAACUCCGAUUGGGCCGUGUGUUUGAAGGGCGAGGGUUGCGGCCGCUGAGCAUGAGCAAGAGGGGCGACGUUACACAGGAGAGGGCCGACGACAGCGGCAUUGUUGCAGGCGACACGCUCGUGACGAGCCUUGUGGAGCAGGUCAAGGAAUUGAGGAGGGAGAGGGAGGAGUUGCUGUACAUGGUGAAGAAGCGCGUCGACGAGGUGGAAAGGACGAAGGAAGACGAGCUGAGCCUGAUGAGGUGCGAGCUUUUGCGGAACAAAAGCGACGUGGAACGGCUCGAGGACUCCCGCAAUUACCUCGCGCAAAAGUUGACUUCACUGGACACGGAGAAUAAGGCUCUGGGCCACGUGGUGGUGGAGAAGGACCAGAUCCUGCAAGCCAUGCAGGGCGAGCACGCGGAGUUGCUGAGGAAGACUCUGAGACUGGAGCAGGACUUGCGGAGCGUCAGGGUCCAUUUAGCGAAGACGGAAAAGCUGAACAGGGCCUACCUCGAGGAGCUCAAGGCAUUGCUUCACAGGUUUGAGGACCUUCGUGCGCACGCCAAGGCGCUGGAGAGCGAGAGGAGGCAGAACAUGCAGGACCGCCAGACCUUUUUGGACCUCCUUGAGGGCCUGAGGAGCGAGACACGGCGCCUGGAGAUGAGCUUCAGCGUGAAGAAGGCCGAGAAGGAGCUGGCGCAGCAGGAGGUGGAUCUGUUGAAGAAGGACGUGAAGAUUCUGACCGAAGAGAGGGCACGGUCGUUUGAGGAUAAGCGCAAACUGGAGAGUUCGGCAAUGCGGCUGAGGGAGGAGCUGAAGGGCGUGCGAAUUCGGCUUCAGCGAGGCGAGGCGGGCAGGAGCACGCCUCCGAGUGAAAUGCAAGUGGCCGAGGAGAACGUCCGAUUGGAAAGCGAAAAGCAGUUCAUGGAAGAGCUGGUGUCCAAGCAGAGAAGAGAGCUGGAAAGCUUGCAGGCUGACCUCGAGCGUUCAAAAGCCAUCCGGCAAAUCUCGGACGACAGCUACGCGAGCGACUGGAAGGAGGAGAUGCACGACUUGGCGAGGGACAAGAGCAGGUUGGAGACGAUCGUCGCGCAGCAGCGCGCCGAGCUCGAGGCCUUGAAACCGUCGUCACGGCUGUCAAAUCCGAACGGGAGCGGUGACGCAGAGGCGGAGUGGAGGAGCGAGAGAGCGGCGCUCGUCGAAAGGAACCGGGCCCUGGAGGCGGCGCUGAGGGUCCACGAGUCGCGGCGGGGGGCGGCCCUGGAGGACCCGGACGAGAGCGAGGAUGGCUCGUCUCGCUCCCGCGCGGACCGGCUCUCGUCGGCAGGCUCCGGAGUGCAGCGCCUGCGCGAUAGCGAGCGGGCGCACGCGGCCCUGGAGGCCGGAGUGCGGCGCUGGGCCGAGGAGCGGGGGCUUCUCACCGAGUGCCUGCACACGGUUGAGAAAGAGCGCGACCUUCUGCAGCUCGAGAUGAAGACACUGCACAGGGACUACCUCAGCCUGAGCGAGCGCGUGGGCCAGCGCUUGGCCGAGCUGAGCCGGCGCCCGGACCCGCCGUCGCUGCCGCUGUCCGUCGCCGAGCUCCUCUCGGACGUGGAGUACGCGGCGCGCGUCGGUUCGCACGGCCUGGGCAGCGGCGCGCGCGCCACGGCCAGCGAGGACGACAGCGAGCGAAGCCACUUGGAGGAGCAGUGUGCUCGGCUGAGACGUUUGGCCGACGCGACUCAUCGCUGCCACAGCUCGUCCAGCGAACUGGGCGCGUCGGACGACGGGCACGCGUCCAUCCGCAGCGCUCCCGUCGCCCGCUUGCGCUCUGGCUCCCCGUCCCGCCCGCUUUCUGCGCCGUCAUCGUGGCAGGCUUCCCGCCCCGACGUCGGUCCGCUCUCCGCUCGGCGCUCUCCGUCCGCCAACAAGUCCUCCGUCCCCGGGCUCGGCUUCCGCGUCCGACCCGUUGUCCGAGCAGCUGCCUUACCCGGUGUCCGGCUCCCUGGCCACUCCGUCGGCCUGCCUGCGCCACGACCGUCUGUCCCACUCCCCGCCGCCGCCGCCAUCGGGAGAGAGGCCAGCGCCGCAAGUGAGCGGCUCGCGCAAGCGGUGGCGGAAGAGGGAGGAGAGUGGCACGCGGCCGCCCCGGGACGACGACUGGCUGUCGCUGGUGACCUCGGUGGAGCGAGCGCCCUCUGGCCUCUCGGAUGACGAGCAGCAGGGAGACGCUCGGGGGAAUGCGACGACGUACGGGCAGCCCGGCUCGCUUGCUCUUCAGGAAGUGCUGAACAGCUGCGGCGAGCGAUUGGCUGAAGAUAAGGAUGUGGAUCCGCACAACUCAGGGCAGCCCAACAGCAUCAUGGUAGAAGGAGAAGAUAUGCCGGGUAG